Messenger RNA from Branchiostoma belcheri (Belcher's lancelet), 2646 nucleotides. RefSeq lists its product as uncharacterized. Gene Ontology annotation, molecular function: netrin receptor activity; protein binding. The record is from RefSeq and is a predicted model, not a curated record. Gene Ontology annotation, cellular component: membrane. Lineage: Eukaryota; Metazoa; Chordata; Leptocardii; Amphioxiformes; Branchiostomatidae. Bases 237 to 2426 code for a protein of 729 amino acids. Gene Ontology annotation, biological process: netrin-activated signaling pathway. The transcript has 15 exons.
UUCCUGGUAGGUAGAAAGUGCCACUCGCCUGUUUAUAUAUAAAGUGGGUUUGUUAAUGGACUUCCCCUUCAUACGUCACGUCAACCGUAACACACCUGUGACCUCUGACCUCACGGUGAGAGGAAGACUCUGUCGUCAGUCGUUCAGUGUUGUUUUUAAUCGAGUCGGCGGCAGACGAGGUUUAAGGUAAGCAAACGCCAGGCAAGCCCAGCUAGGUUACGACACGUCUGACAAACAUGGCGGAGGCGAAUCCUGUCCCAGAGGCGAACCCUGAACCAGAAGAAGAGAACUCUGGUCCAGAGGAGAACUCGGAGUCUGAGUACGAGACAAUCCCGGAAGUGAAGGAGAGUCACUUCGUCCUCGGCCCGAUGAAACUCAGAACAAGUCUAGACAAAGUGAAGACAACCGUGUUUGUAGUGAUGGACCGAGAACUGACAGAUGAUGACGAGACCGGUAGAGUGCAAGUUGGAGAGGACUGCUCCGUGCGCGUGUACGUGUAUCCAAAGUCAAGUACGUCCCUGCCCAGACGGUCUUACCGUGUGAAGGAUGAGUACAUCAGCCAGGAGAACCUGCUGUAUGACAUGGCGCUCACACCCAGGGCGGUGCUGGGUCUGGAGAGCUAUGCCUCCAAAAACAAGAGGCCGAAGCUGGCGCUGGCCCUUCCCUCAGACAACCAGACCGUGAGACAAGAAGACUACAUCUUCAAGGCGUUCAGCAGGUCCAAGGCGGCGGCCGUCACGGUGAUGGAGGUCGUCCUACGGGAGGGUCCGUUCAGAUACAUGAAGCAGGUGGACGUGUUCAUCUCGCCCGACCAGGAAAUCCCGUCAGGCCUUGCGCUGAUCAACGUGUUCUCUACGCACGUCUGUCUGGUCAACCGGCACAACAGAAAGAAACCUGAAACCAGGUACCCCAGGUUCUACAAGACAAGGAAGAGGAAAAGCACCAUCCCCUGUGCGUACAUCCCAACCAGACCUCUGCCACUCGUGGUCACGUUUGAGGAGGUCACCCACUUCGACCCGCUGGAAGCCGGUCUCAGGUUCGAGGUGGCGAAGAAGAUGCACUUCCUCCGCUGCGACCACGAGAGCGCCCUGGAGGUGAUCCAGCACUUCGAGCUGCACAAGUACGGGGAGAACUGGCCGCCGCUCUACAUCGCCGGGGACGGUCAGCAGUGGGACGACCAGUCACUACCGCCCACAGAUUCAGAGGAAAGUGAGGAGACCGGGUCCGGGGACAUCCCGAUCUUCCUGCCGUGUCAGUCUGACGUCACCAGGAUAGACCCCCGCGCCGAGCAGGAGGCGCACAUCUACCAGAACGAGUUCAUCACCAGGAGGUGCGAGACAGACCCAAAAGAGGGAUUCAUGGCAAACAUCGGAGUCUUCGCCGGGAGACCGACUGUCGGGGGAGACUGGCUCCUCCACGUCUUCAUCUGCCCGCUGAGGAAGUCUCAGGAAGAAAUCAUGAAGGACUUCGCGGAGAAGCAGCGGGAGGUGGUGUGCACGCUGCGGGCCUUCCAAGUCGUGCGGGACCUGUCCGUGUCUAUAGACCUGAGGGAGGGAUGGAACCAUGUAGGCGACAAGAUGAUGGAGGUGUCUAAGGAAGAGCUCCGCGGCGCGCUGGACGGCUCCUCGCGGUUCAUGCACGACAUCUGCCUGCAGCACGACGACACGUCACAGACACGGUUCCGCGGAUCCAUCGUCAUCCGCCAGGGCAUGGAGAAAACUCUUACCCUCAGGAUCCUCACAGACUACGAGCAGAGCCCGGAAAGUUUCCUCCAAGACGGUAGAGCCCAGGAGUCGGCCUGCGGCGGCGCUCCUGCCGAGCAGACGCCAGGCGAGGGCUGGCCGCUGGCGUACUCCCAGACCAGGCGCAUGUGCGAGCUGCUGGACGUGGAAUGCAUCUACGGGAACGACUGGAGACUCUUCGCGGAGAAGAUAGGGCUGGACUGUCAGACGCUGCCUGUGAUCGCCUGCCGAGAGGGCUCCCCCACAGAUAACGUGCUGAGCCUGUGGAAGCAGGGCCACACCGACCGGCCGUACGACAAGCGCACACUGGUGGAGAUCCUGCAGAACAUGGGCAGACCGGACGUCAUACAGGACUUGCACCUCAUAGCCCCUACCCUCAAGACCUUCAUGCCGUUAACUAUCACGGACGACUCCAUCCAGGUGGGUUGGGAGCCCGGCAGCCCCGACCUGACGCACUGCAACCUGUACAUCAACCGCUCGGCCAGGAUGGACGUCUUCCUCCGCAAGAAGUACACCGUGAAGAUCGAGGAGAAGUCCUUCACGUUCCGGGACCUGCAGCCCGGGACGCAGUACACCAUCUGUGUCGAACCACUGGUGCAGCUGGUGCGGGGGGAGCGCAGCUCGAUCGCCCAGAGGACUCGGCAGAAAGAGCCAGUGCAAGUGGCCGUUCCCACCGAGAAUUAAGCACCCUCUUCUGCCUACUGGUUGUAACUAGCCGGAGCCCAGCCUUGUUGGCUUUGGUCCGCUCCCCAAGAUCUGGCGAUUGCGAGGUAGCGGAUCUUGGGGAGCGGACCAAAGCUAACAAGGCUGGGCUCCAGGCUAGAUUGUAGCCUGGUACCCAAACCUGUUUAAGCUGUCGAGUCUUUUUUGCGGAGAGGACGAAAGAGACUCGGCAGCAUGAAGC